AUGAAUCUCCGCGGAAAAGACAUUCUCAGCUUCACCAGACUUCGAGUUCUCCUGAUGCUGUUCCAUACAAUGGCUCAAAUCAUGGCAGAACAAGAAGUGGAAAAUCUCUCAGGCCUUUCCACUAACCCUGAAAAAGAUAUAUUUGUGGUGCGGGAAAAUGGGACGACAUGUCUCAUGGCAGAGUUUGCAGCCAAAUUUAUUGUCCCUUAUGAUGUAUGGGCCAGCAAUUAUGUCGAUGAAAGCCACAACACGUCCAAGGGACCCGAGGCGACAUGGAGGCUGAGCAAGGUCCAAUUUGUCUACGACUCCACGGAGAAGACCCAUUUUAAAGACGCAGUCAGUGCCGGGAAGCACACCGCCAACUCGCAUCACCUCUCUGCCUUGGUCACCCCAGCUGGAAAGUCCUACGAGUGUCAAGCUCAGCAGACCAUUUCACUAGCCUCAAGCGAUCCGCAGAAGACAGUCACCAUGAUCCUGUCCGCAGUUCACAUCCAGCCCUUUGACAUCAUCUCCGAUUUUGUCUUCAGUGAAGAGCACAAAUGCCCAGUGGAUGAGCGGGAGCAGUUGGAGGAAACUUUGCCCUUGAUUUUGGGGCUCAUCUUGGGCCUCGUCAUCGUGGUAACACUGGUGAUUUACCACAUUCACCACAAAAUGACUGCCAACCAGGUGCAGAUCCCUAGGGACCGGUCCCAAUAUAAGCACAUGGGAUAGGGGCCAUUAGGCAGGCAGCCCCCAAGCCUCUCUCCUCCAGCUGGAUCAGGCAGAGAAACAAAAGCACUUUACCACCUUGUACAUGGGAUACACCAACAUAGCUACAAUCCAACAGUCCUGGGUAUCCAAGGCUUGCUUGACCGGCAUCCAUGCUUAAACCCAGGGAUGGGGGGAUUCUUUUGGAUUCAUGGGGUGAAAGGCAGUCGUUCUCUCCAUGCUGGAGAAUGAGGACGGAGGGGGUCAGCCAGCUUUCAUGUUCAUGGUGGCUUGACUUUGACUUCCAAGGAGCAACAUACACAACUCAGAGGGGAAUCUGGCCCCGAACUUUAGGGAUUGGAAAGAUACUUCUUUUGAGAAGACACCCCUUUAGGUUCAGAGGAAUAAGGGGUGCUUUGCUCCCUUGGACACAACUGGCUUGCCCUAUACAAUUGUCAAUGCACACAAAAUACAGCCUCAUGCUCCCUGUGGCAAGACCCCUGAAAGUGACCCAUGCUUCUGGCUGGCGUUCUGCAUGUCUAGUGAUUGUCUUGGGAAUGUUUCACUGCUACCUGCACCCAGUGACCUUGCAGCACAAGAACCCGUUUAAUGUAACUAUGCAGAGUUGUUUGGACUUCAUAGUGUGCCAGGCCCAAGUAAGGGGACCUGAAGAAUCAAUCAAUCCAUGUGAGUUUGUUUUUCAAAAUGAAUUAAAAGACACUGCUGUCUAACGUUUGGCUGUUUUUCUGAAACAAGAAAACAAAAUUAAAAUGGUUUCUUUGGCAUCAGAGAGGGGAGGGAAUGAUGAGGAUGAGCUAUUCAUUUCUGCAAGAGGAAAAGCAAAGAAAGGACAGGGAAAAAAUGAGGGGGAAGUUGGCUUUUCCAGGGGAAAAAGCAUGGAUUUAUUUUGGCAAAUAUAAGUCAUUUUCAUAGUGGCAGCUCUUGAACCAUUGAUCUGCUAUUGCUUCUGAUGCUUAUUGGUCUUGAGUUUGGCAUUUCAUGUUGGAUUAAAAAGCUGGACCGAACAGAGUAGCCUAGGUUGAGUUUUAUUUGAAGUAAAAGGUAAUUUAUUGAGACUUCCUAGAAAAAUAUACAUUGUUUGAAUUUCACUCACUUUCUAAAUACUUUUUCAGAAGAUGUGAGUGAGCGUAGGGGAAAUUUAUUUCCUUGGUGUUAAGAUAGAAAUCCACCCCUCAUAUAAUCUCCACCAUAUGAGAGGCAGCUCAUGAGUUCAUCUCUCCAAGUCUUCGACUGCUGACAGCAGUGCACACUUAGAUGUUUAUCAUUCCAGCAAAUCUUGAUAAGUAUCAGCCAGUUGCUAUUCUAUUACCUGAUUGUUUGAUGCCCUGUUAACCUCAGUCUUUUCCCCUGCAUGAUCUCCCUUCAGUGUCUGCCUGGUACCAGUGGAAAAAAGCUCUGGUACCUUAUAAAAUUUGCAUGUUGCACAAGGAAAAGAUGAGCCUCGGUGCUGGUGGACAUCCCCCGUGGUUCCUCCACUCUCUGUCACCUGUGAUCGGCUCACUGCCAUGCCCUGACACUGGACAAGCCCUUUCCUUUUUUAGCAUCUCCUGUAUUUUUUUAAAACUUUGUAUUUAUUUGGAAUCAUCCAAGAUGAGGGGAGAAAUGUACACUUAGAUGUAUUAAUGAGUUACCCUUGCUUUCUGUAACCCAUCCAGAAAAAUUUUCAGAACUUUCUGAGUCAUACAACUGAAAACUCCAUAUUUACUUAAUUUACUCUCACAAAAGUAAAUUUCUUUUAAAAAGGACUUUCACAAAACAUAGGACUUUA
Messenger RNA from Pteropus alecto (black flying fox), 2476 nucleotides. RefSeq names its product lysosomal associated membrane protein family member 5 (gene LAMP5). The coding region runs from base 1 to 711 and encodes 236 amino acids. Lineage: Eukaryota; Metazoa; Chordata; Mammalia; Chiroptera; Pteropodidae. The record is from RefSeq and is a predicted model, not a curated record. Gene Ontology annotation, cellular component: membrane. The transcript has 5 exons.